Messenger RNA from Oncorhynchus nerka (sockeye salmon), 1983 nucleotides. It is a transcript of the gene tmem186, whose product is annotated as transmembrane protein 186. The coding region runs from base 108 to 806 and encodes 232 amino acids. The transcript has 2 exons. Gene Ontology annotation, cellular component: mitochondrion. The record is from RefSeq and is a predicted model, not a curated record. NCBI's taxonomy places the organism in Eukaryota, Metazoa, Chordata, Actinopteri, Salmoniformes, Salmonidae.
UUCCUGUGCCAAAGUGCAAGGUCUGACCUAGCCAUCUGGCUAACAGCGUGAAUGAUACCUUCCUGAGAUGUUUUCUCACAUAUUUUGCAAGAUAGAAGCCAGCUAACAUGCAUAGGUCUACAACACUCUUCCCUCGGCUGUCCUACCAUGUGCUGGCCCACUGCAGAGGAUACUGUGUGUUGAGAGGCAGCUCAAGGUCACUAAUCUGUGGCCCACAACCCCAUGUAGUCAGCCGACUGGACCCAAGAUGGACGCCUAGUAUCCAACACAGCUACCCAGUACCCCCAUCCCCCCACGUCACUGCUCUCACCAAAUACUCUGACUUAUCCACCCCAAAAUACAACCUCAUCUACUCCUUACCUCACAUCAAACUCCUGAGAGCGGUCUCCAGACUCAAACUGAUCCAAACCGGAAUCACCAUGCUCUUACUCCCGCCCGUAUACUACAUGUAUUUCCAAGGAGAUGCUUCGUACCUACUGGUUAGCUACAGCACGGGGAUAGCGGCGUUCGCCGCCGUCAUGCUCUUCUCGGCUAGUCACUACCUGAGACGCGUCGUCGGGAUGAUGUACUUGGAUGAGUCCCAGACGACGCUGAAAGUGUCUCACCUGACGUUCUGGGGACGCAGGAAGGACGUGUAUCUGCCCGUGACGGACGUUAUGACUCUGGGGGACACCGGGGACUCCAUAGGGGAGACUAUAUUAAGGUUGAAGAGAUAUAGUAGUUCUGAGACGCUGUACUUCUCCACUAGACUGGGACGUGUGGUGGAUAGGCAGGCCUUUGAGAAAGUGUUUGGGACUUUGAUUUGAUGUUUUUAUAGGGCUUUUCAGAGCCAAACCAGGCUGUACUGAGCCGAACAGAGCCAAACCAGGCUGUACUGAGCCCAGCCAAGCUACUGAGCCGAACAGAGCCCAGCCAAGCAUCCACUAUAGUUCCUGGAACUGUGCUGAAAAUAUCUGAGCCAGCAGUUAGGUCUGGGUUGACACAGUGGUGUGAAAAGGGUAUUUUAUGUUGUGAGCAUUUAAAAUGUUGUAUAUUCAGCAGCUAGAGAUGCCUACCUACAUAUACUGCAGUCUGUUCUGUCCCAUUUCUUGACUACUGUGUGUGACCAAAAGAACCAGUGACAUUUUGUGUUGGACAGCUGCUCAGACUCACAGCCUUCAAUCACCCUCAUCAUUUAAGCAACAAAUAUUUGACAGGUUUAUUUUAAGGUACAGUACACAAAACACUAUACAGAAAAUGUCUACAGUUAUUUGACCUUCAGAAAGUCCAUUGCAAUCAAUCAUCCCACAGUCAUUUAUGGAAAUCAUUUUCUUAAAGAGUUGGAGUGAAAUAAUGUACAGUAAUAUACAGGAGUGUAUACCCUGAUGGUCAUCUAUGAAGAUCUUGAAGAACCAUCUGGCCUUAAUGGCCAUAUACCCUUCAUCUCCAUCCAGCACAGCCAGAAGAGGACUGGCCACCCCUCAGAGCCUGGUUCCUCUCUAGGUUUCCUCCUAGGUUCCUGCCUUUCUAGGGAGCUUUUCCUAGACACUGUGCUUCUACAUCUGCAUUGCUUGCUGUUUUGAGUUGUAGGCUGGAUUUCUGUAAAAUCACUUUGUGACAUCAGCUGAUGUAAAAAGGGCUUUGUAAAUACAUUUGAUUGAUUGGAGGAGUGUCAACCUCUUCACUGCAGGUUGACAGUAUGGGUCUGUUUGAGCAGGGCCACAGUGGAUUCCUGUGUAGACUCUACUUGAGCUCAGCGAUUGCGUCAUUAAAGAUAUCCAGGAAGAGAUGAGCAUGGUGUUCCUUGAACACCAGAGCUGGUCGGAACCGGAUAGACUGGGUUCCACAGCCCCCUAGAACCACACCUGGAACAAGAAAACAACAUCAUAAAUAGUAUUCAUUCUUUACUAACAAAUCAACGAUUCACUUGAUAGUACUACUGAAUGUAAGUGAUAUGGAUGUACCUUAUUGAUACUAAGCUAGUAAAUAUUAUGCUGGAUAUUG